This is a messenger RNA of Chlamydomonas reinhardtii, 1380 nucleotides long. RefSeq lists its product as uncharacterized. Bases 103 to 1137 code for a protein of 344 amino acids. Gene Ontology annotation, molecular function: ubiquitin conjugating enzyme activity. Lineage: Eukaryota; Viridiplantae; Chlorophyta; Chlorophyceae; Chlamydomonadales; Chlamydomonadaceae. The record is from RefSeq and is a predicted model, not a curated record. The transcript has 6 exons. Gene Ontology annotation, biological process: protein polyubiquitination; proteasome-mediated ubiquitin-dependent protein catabolic process; DNA repair.
CUUAUCAUAGCAAGCGUGGCUGCUCGCGGCCACCUUUGUGCACGCGUGACAGCUUGCAGACUGGACAGCCCUUCACAAGCGUAGCGUUCACCGUUCACCGCCAUGGCGCUCAGCGCAGUGAGCAUUAACCGAAUGACUCGAGACAUCAAGGAGAUGACGCAGGCUCCGCCGGCGGGCAUCAGCGCCUGGGCGACCGGCAACAGCAUCUCACGGUGUCAAGCCCAAAUCAUCGGGCCCGAGGGGACGCCCUACAUGGGCGGAGUCUUCCAGCUCCGCGUCACGUUCCCCGACAGGUACCCCAUGGAGCCCCCGAACGUCAAGUUUGUUACCAAGGUGUACCACCCCAACGUGUCCAAGGAGGACGGCAACAUUUGCUGCAGCGUGCUCAACAUGCCGCCCAAGGGCGACUGGAAGCCCGCACACAGCCUGCGCACCGUGCUGCUGUCCAUCCAGUCGCUGCUGGCAGAGCCCAACCCCGCGGACCCCCUGGACGCAGACGCGGCCCGGGAGCUGACGAGUCACCCGCAGCUGUUCCACAGCCGCGCCGCCGAGUGGACGCGCCUGUACGCCAGUCCAGACGCCCAGCGCAACGGGUAUGGCGCGUCUGCGUCCACGUCCACGUCCGUGGCGGCGCCCGCCGAGAAGGCACAGCCACCAGCCGCCGCCGGCAGCAUUGGAAUGUCGCGGGUGCAGGAGCCGCUGGUGGAGGUGAAGGGGCAGGCGCGGACGCAAGCGGCCGGCACGUCGUCCGCUGCACUGCCCGCACCGUUGCUGGGCAAGCAGCCUCAGCCGGCCAGCUGCACAAUAGCGGCUGUUGAGGCGCUGAGCUCAGCAGCGCCAGCCGCGGAUGGCGUGACGUCCGCUGGCAGCGGCGGCGGCGACGCGGCGAUGCCAAGCAACACGCCUGCAGGGCAGGAUGCGCAGGCUGGCUCCACAACUGUGGAAAGAACCGCCAUCGAUGGCGCUGUUGAGGGCGGUUUGCCGCCGAGCACGGCCGCAGUAGGGGCGCAGCAGCCGCCCGUGGCAAAGCCGGCCGCUCAGGAAGGCUCUGCGUUGGCUGCUGGCGCCGUGGAGUCAAAGCGACCGCCGGAGCCGACGUCAAGGCUCUCCAAGCUCAGCAAGCGGCCGCGCGCCUAGCACGUUUGCCUGACAAGGGGGUGUGUGAAACAUUGUGCAUAUGACAUUUGCAGGAUGCUUGAAGUCCUGGUUUGGAGCAGCAAUUGAGCGUUGUGCAAGGAUAGUCCGGUGGACCGUGUAUCGCGACCAGACAAGGACGAAGAUGUGUCAGGCGGAUUUUGCAAUAUGUAUGUGUGAAGGCAGCUCCGGGAUCUAACAACGCUCAAGAAGGGCAAGCCAGUCCAUGCAAGUUUUUCGGCCCAU